GAUAAAAAUUCGCUCGUCGCAAAUUAAAAGUGUGAAAAUGGGGAAGAUGGAUGCUCUCCGUCAUAUGUCGCUGUGUUGGCUGUUGCUGUUAAACGUGUUUCUUUGCCAAUAUGGGGAUUGCGAGAAAGUACCUCGAAAAUAUCUCCAAUCAGACGUGCCAGUGCCAGGAGAUACUGUACCAACCGCUGUUGUGCUUCCAACAUCAACUCAAGGCGUAAAUGAAACAUAUAUUACUGAAUCAGAUGGUGUGCUGUCGACAUCAAGAUCUGUCCUUCCUCUAAACGAAAACAAGAUGAGUCUUUCAAAGUUGAAGCUGCAAAAUGAGAAUAUCAACGGAAAAAAACAACAAUUACUCGUGCCUGGAUCCGUUAACCUUAGCAUGGAUGCAACUCAUUUACUAGGUUUCAAUGGAACUGGUCAAAGAAAAGAUUACAUGAAUAACAGUUCAAUGCUUCCAACGAGCGGGCCAAACAAGCUAAGAGCUGAGCUUACAACGGUGAUUCCCAGUUCAACUCUCCCUACUGUGGAUGUUAGUACAAGCACGUCAGAGAAGGUUAAAAAUAAUUCUACUCCUGAUGUGACUACACGGGAUCCUAUCAGCGAUGCAAUCAACAUUGAUGCAGUGGAACGUAGUGAGGCAGAACUUAACUCAACGCUAAAAGAGCAUAACAUUACAAAAACAUUUGAAGAUAAUCACUUAUACUACAAAAGUGCCUGGUCAACGGACAAAGCAAUGAGCGAAGAAUUUUGGAAAAAAAUAACAUCUAAUCUAACAAUCAAUGGGUUGUUAUCUAACUCUCAUCGGCGCGCUACGACCAUGCUGUUGUCGUUUGAUUUUCCGUUUUAUGGCUUUCCCAUCCGAAAUAUUACCAUUGCCAGCGGGGGAUUUCUUUACACUGGAGACUACGUUCACUCAUGGUUGGCAUCGACGCAGUACAUCGCACCAUUGAUGGCAAAUUUUGAUACUGCACUGUCCAAUAGUUCAUUCGUUAAGUAUCGCGAUGACGGCGAAACUUUUACCGUGUUAUGGGAAAACGUUAUAUUACAGGAUCGUCCAAAUAAUGGCACAUUUACUUUUAGUGUAACUUUGAAAAAAACCGGGGAUAUUGUGUUUGCCUAUAAAAAAAUUCCUAUCGAUAUUCAGCAAAUUUUUGAUAAUCCUGCAACAAGGCACCCAGUUAAAAUAGGUCUGUCAGAUGCGUACAUCAUCGAUAAGACAAUUAUACGUACAAAGCAGAAAACUAUCUACGAGUAUCAUCGCGUCAAUUUCGGCCAAACUGAUGUACAAAAUGGUACAAUCAUUACACUUACUGCGCUGCCGACCUGUUUUUCCUUUAAAGAUUGCGAUUCUUGCAUUACUCAUGAUGGUGCUGAUUUCAAGUGUUUGUGGUGUCCAACAAUUAACCGAUGCUCUACCGGUACGGAUCGAAAGCGUCAAGAUUGGAUUCAAAAAGGAUGCGACAAAACCGUUAUCUUUGAAAAAUCUGUCUGUCCUGCGAUUGGUCAGAAAGGCAAUAACUACGGUGAGUCUGUGGAAACCAGCACAGUGGAUAAUCACAAUGUCAAAUUCAGUGAGGAUGGAGCAAUAAACAAUAAAUCGUCAAAUAGUACAUCGAAUGGAACAACUAAUCGCACGAAUGUUAAUGGGGUUAGAACCGAUGAUAGUGUUAACAAAGUACACGCCUAUCAUACAGAUGUCCAUGAUGCGUCAUCUAGCAGCAAUCUGUUUGUUUCGAUGUUAGUUAUUUUUGGCAUCUUGUUUGUCUGUGCCUGCUGGUUGCUUUACGCAUAUCGAAACCCUCACACGAAAAGCGGUCAACUUUUGAUCAGGUACCGUCCUAACAAGUGGUCGUGGCGACGCGGUGAAGCGCGGUAUACUGCAGCUACAAUCCAUAUGUAAGAUCGUAAGUUGUACAACCAUGCGGCUCUGAUCACAGUCCGUCCAGGUCAUCGUUUCUUGCCGUAAUUGCAAAAGUGAAUCAGAAAUCUCCUGUGUAGCUCGAUCACAGGUCCGCAAUGUCAACAAAAUGUUUGUCGGUAUUGUAUCGACUUUUCUUUUGAGAUUUUGCAAUAGGUAAAAGAAACAUUAUACAUCGUUGCCUUUCAUGUAUCAGGUUUUAUAAGAAUGUUAAAGCGUGCAAUUUAUAGUCUUGUGUCGUAAGAAGAUAAUCAAGAUUGGUCUACAGUUUAGUUUUGAUUUUACUCGGAUGACACUACGACUACCUAGUGAUAUACAUUUUGAAAAUCCCAUGUCGCAUGUGACAUUUUACAAAAAAAAAAGCAUUAUAUCCAAUAAAUACUGUGCAAUGAUUGAGAAGACAUAAUAAAGUAAAA
Anopheles coustani is the source of this 2334-nucleotide messenger RNA. RefSeq names its product plexin domain-containing protein 1. The record is from RefSeq and is a predicted model, not a curated record. The transcript is spliced from 8 exons. Bases 38 to 1900 code for a protein of 620 amino acids. NCBI's taxonomy places the organism in Eukaryota, Metazoa, Arthropoda, Insecta, Diptera, Culicidae.